This is a messenger RNA of Hansenula ciferrii, 1926 nucleotides long. RefSeq names its product Inosine-5'-monophosphate dehydrogenase. The record is from RefSeq and is a predicted model, not a curated record. Gene Ontology annotation, molecular function: protein binding. The transcript has a single exon. Lineage: Eukaryota; Fungi; Ascomycota; Saccharomycetes; Phaffomycetales; Wickerhamomycetaceae. Bases 1 to 1926 code for a protein of 641 amino acids.
AUGUCCCUGAGAACACCAAAGAAGACCCAGUCAACAACCUCAAGUGGGUUCUCUUCUACUCCAACUCAUAAUAAUCAUGGUGAUUCAAUCUUGGAUAGUAGAAAAAGACAAUCUAAAAGAGAUGAAGCUAUUAGACGUCGUAUUGAAAAUGAUUUGAGUAAGAAAAGAUAUGGUACUAAAGGUUCAAGUGGUGGUGCUGCUGGUGCUGGUACUAGUGGUAAAAAACGCUCAAGACAUAGUCAACCUGGUUCAGUCUUAUCUUUGAAACCUUCUGAAGCUGUUGUUUGUAAACCUUCAUUUACUGCUUAUGAAGCUGCACAAUUAAUGAGUGCUAAACGUGAAAAUUGUAUCUUGGUUAUUGAUGACGAUGAAAGAUUAUUAGGGAUCUUCACUGCUAAAGAUUUAGCUUUUAGAGUUGUUAGUAAAGGUUUAAAAGCUGGUAGUGUUACUAUUGAUCAAAUUAUGACUGAAAAUCCAUUAUGUGCUACAUCAAAUACACCUGCUUCUGAAGCUUUAAAUUUAAUGGUUGAAAGAGGAUUUAGACAUUUACCUGUCCUAGAUGAAAAUAAUUUUAUUUAUGGUGUCUUGGAUAUUACAAAAUGUUAUCAAGAAGCUAUGGAAAAAUUAGAAAGAAUGUAUGAAUCUUCCAAAAAAUUACAUGAUGCUUUACAAGGUGUUCAAUUAGAAAUUGGUUCUCAACAACAACCAUUACAAGUCAUUCGUUAUUUUGAAAAUUUAAAAUCUGUUAUGAAUGGUCCAACUUUAGAAUCUGUUCUUGAUGAAAAUUCAUUACCUUCUUAUGUUAAUGUUAAAACAAGUGUUUAUGAUGCCGCUGUCUUAAUGAAGGAAAAUCAUACUACUGCUGUCUUGGUUAAAGAUUCAAAUAAUGAAGAUGUUAGUGGGAUUUUCACUUCAAAAGAUGUUGUCUUAAGAGUUAUUGCUGCAGGAUUAGAUCCAAAAACAGUUUCAGUUAUUAGAGUUAUGACUUCACAACCUGAUGUUGCACCAAAAAAUUUAACAAUUCAACAAGCUUUAAGAAAAAUGUUUGAUGGUCAUUAUUUAAAUUUACCAAUUGUAGAAGAUGAUGAAAUUAUUGGUAUUGUGGAAGUUUUAAAAUUAACUUAUGCAACAUUAAAUCAAAUUUCUUUAAUGAAUUCAAAUGAAUCCAAUGGUAAUGGUGAAGAACAAGAAGGUCCUGCAUGGAAUAAAUUUUGGACAUCAUUGGAUAAUGAUACUGAAUCAUUACAUAGUGAUUCUCAAUUAGAUAAUGGUAGUCAAAUUAUUCCAGAUAUUAGUCAAUCAGAAAUUAAUCAAUUUAGUUUAAAUCAAAUAAAUACAAAUGAUAAUUUAGGACCAAAUGAUUCAGUUAGUGCAACUAAUGAAUUGACUGGUAAUAAUAAUGGUGGUGGUGGUGUUAAUGGUUCAACAAUUACAUCAAAUUUAAAUAAUAAAGAAUUGAUUAAAGAACAAUUUUUCGCUUUUAAAUUUAAAUCACCAAAUGGUAGAAAUCAUAGAAUUAAUUUAAAACCAAUUGAAGGGAUUGAAGAAUUAAUUUCUCAAAUUAAAAUAAAAUUAACAACUCAAGAAUUUGAAACUUUAACUCAAGGUUAUGAAAAUUUUGCAAUAAGUUAUAUUGAUGAUGAAAAUGAUAUAGUUGCAAUAACAAAUGAUCAAGAUUUAUUAGAUUGUGUUUUAAUUAAUAAAAAUUCUAAUCUUGAUAAAGCUGAUUUAUUUAUUCAUAAUCAUGGUGUUGAUAUUAAUUUACAAGAUUUUCAAAAUCAAAAAAAGAAAAUUCAAAAAGAAGAACAACAACAAAUUCAAUCAAAUGAAAUCAUACCAGGUUUAUCAAAUGAAAUUUUAAUUGGUACUGUUGGUUUAAUACUUGGUGGUGCUUUAUUAACUGUUUUCACAUUAAAUAAGAAAUAA